Molecule: messenger RNA, 771 nt
Organism: Magnolia sinica
Lineage: Eukaryota; Viridiplantae; Streptophyta; Magnoliopsida; Magnoliales; Magnoliaceae
Product: non-specific lipid transfer protein GPI-anchored 15
Exons: 2
Coding region: 11-412 (133 amino acids)
Biological process (GO): systemic acquired resistance
Molecular function (GO): fatty acid binding
Source: RefSeq, a predicted model, not a curated record
GCAAGUUCAUAUGCCCAUCACUACCUCUCUUAGAGCAUCACAAACCAAAAUGGCUCCCAUCAAAACCACUCAUGUUGUGGCCAUGAUCAUCAUCCUACUAGCUUCACACACUUACAUAAAAACAGCAUGUGCGGCCGGCGAGUGCGGCAAAAUGCCGGUAAAGACUGCGGCGGUUAGCCUAAGCCCAUGCCUAGGUGCAUCUAUGAAUUCAAAGGCAAAGGUCCCGCCGGCUUGCUGCUCGAGGGUGGCGGCAUUGCUCCGAAACUCACCCAAAUGCUUGUGUGCCGUGUUCCUAUCGCCCCUCGUCAAGCAAGCUGGGAUCAACCCGGCGGUAGCGAUCACCGUCCCGAAGCGGUGCAACAUCAAGAACAGGCCAGCUGGGAAGAAAUGUGGGAGUUAUGUUCUUCCUUGAGAACUUGAGCUUGGAAAUUCAGCAAUGGACGGUGAGGAUGGCAUUUAAAUGAUGUCCCGAGGAAAAAGGAAAGCUAAAUAAAAGAUGCUAUGUAGGAACCAUAUGAGUAGGAACCUAUGUUAAAAUGGUAGUCCUUAUUGUAUCAGAUUGAGGAAUUCAUGUAUGCUGGUUAGGAAAUUCAGCUAUGGACGGUGAGGAUGACAUUUAUAUGAUGUCCCGAGGAAAAAUAAAAAUAAAUAAAAGACGCUACGUUGUAAUGCAUAUGAGUGUGUACUUGAUUGAGGGAUUCAUGUAUUAAUGCUUGUAGGAUUAUUGGCUUUGAGGAGUUAUUUAAUACUGUGGCAAGGCAUGGCACUUGA